Dermatophagoides farinae (American house dust mite) is the source of this 835-nucleotide messenger RNA. The record is from RefSeq and is a predicted model, not a curated record. Lineage: Eukaryota; Metazoa; Arthropoda; Arachnida; Sarcoptiformes; Pyroglyphidae.
GGAGCAACAUCAGGUGAAGAAAGUGGUUCAGAAGAAGAAGGAGGUAGUGAUAGUGAAAGUGGACAAUCAGGAUCUUCCGCAAAGUCAACAUCGAAAUCUGGUGCAUCGUCCAAAUCAAAAUCCAAAUCUUCUUCAAAAUCAGGAGCAACAUCUGGUGAAGAGAGUGGUUCAGAAGAAGGAGGUAGUGAUAGUGAAAGUGGACAAUCAGGAUCUUCCGCAAAAUCUUCUGCAAAGUCAACAUCGAAAUCCGGUGCAUCAUCCAAAUCCAAAUCUAAAUCUUCUUCAAAAUCAGGAGCAACAUCGGGCGAAGAGAGUGGUGCCGAAGGCAGUGAAAAUGAUGGAAGUGACAAAGAAGAACAAUCAGGAUCAUCUACGGCAAAGUCAACAUCAAAAUCUGGUGCAUCAUCCAAAUCAAAAUCAAAAAGCAAAUCAUCAAAAAGUGGCACUGAUGAUAGUGAUGCAAGUGAUUCAACAGCUGCCUCAGAAUCAUCAUCUCCUACAUCGAAAACCAAAUCAAAAACACUUUCCACGAAAUCAAAAUCGACUGCGGUUUCAUCCAAAUCGAAAUCAAAAUCGGCAACAGAUUCUACGUCAACGUCGGCAGCAUCGUCGAAAAAACUUAAAUCCAAAUCGAAAUCUGUAUCGAAAAAAUCCAAAAAGAAAUAAGAAAAAAUUGAAGGAGAUUUUAACGCAUGGUAAUGGAAAAAAAACAGCGCGAAAAAAUUAAAAUUAAAUUUAAAAAUUGAAAAUCCUCAUCAAUAAUGAUGUGUGUUACAUUCUAUUUGAAUAAAACUGAAUUUAUUGUUCGGCGCGCUCUUUUUUUUCAGCGCAUUUA